This is a messenger RNA of Nothoprocta perdicaria, 4436 nucleotides long. It is a transcript of the gene NCOA2, whose product is annotated as nuclear receptor coactivator 2. Gene Ontology annotation, biological process: positive regulation of transcription by RNA polymerase II; cellular response to hormone stimulus. The record is from RefSeq and is a predicted model, not a curated record. Gene Ontology annotation, molecular function: protein dimerization activity; nuclear receptor binding. Gene Ontology annotation, cellular component: nucleus. Lineage: Eukaryota; Metazoa; Chordata; Aves; Tinamiformes; Tinamidae.
UUCUCUCCAAAGAAAGGCUAAUUCUGGUCUCCCUUUUGUCCACAGCAGGCGUGAGAUGCUCCCGAGCAGCGAAGCCCAGCGCACGCCCAGCCUGUAGGACCCCUUGCCCGCCUCGCGGGGGCUCGUUGCUGAUAUGUGUUCAAGAUGAGUGGGAUGGGAGAAAAUUCCUCUGACCCAUCCAGGGCAGAGUCACGAAAACGCAAGGAUCCCGAUCAGCUUGGACCCAGCCCCAAAAGAAGCACUGAGAAACGCAAUCGAGAGCAAGAGAAUAAAUACAUAGAAGAACUUGCAGAACUGAUUUUUGCAAAUUUUAAUGACAUUGACAACUUUAACUUUAAACCUGACAAAUGUGCAAUCUUGAAAGAAACUGUGAAGCAAAUUCGUCAGAUAAAAGAACAAGAAAAGGCAGCAGCAGCUAACGAAGAUGAAGUGCAAAAAGCAGACGUGUCAUCCACAGGCCAGAGCGUCAUUGACAAGGAUGCACUUGGACCAAUGAUGCUGGAGGCCCUGGAUGGCUUCUUCUUUGUGGUGAACCCGGAGGGCAACGUUAUGUUUGUCUCCGAGAAUGUGACCCAGUACCUGAGGUACAACCAGGAGGAGCUGAUGAACACAAGCAUAUACAGCAUCCUGCACGUAGGGGACCACAACGAGUUUGUCAAGAUCCUGCUGCCAAAAUCUUUAGUGAACGGGGGCCCCUGGCCCGGCGACGCUCCGCGGCGCAACAGCCACACCUUCAACUGCCGCAUGCUGGUGAAGCCGCUCGCCGACGCCGAGGAGGGCCACGAGGGCCAGGAGGCGCAUCAGAAAUACGAAACUAUGCAGUGCUUCGCUGUCUCUCAACCAAAUUCCUUCAAGGAGGACGGCGAAGAUUUGCAGUCUUGCUUGAUUUGUGUUGCAAGAAGAGCUCCGAUGAAGGAGAGACCACUUCUUCCCUCAUCGGAGAGCUUUACCACUCGCCAGGAUCUACAAGGCAAAAUAACUUCCCUGGACACAAGCACCAUGCGAGCAGCCAUGAAGCCUGGCUGGGAGGACCUGGUGAGAAGAUGCAUUCAAAGGUUCCACUCACAACACGAGGGAGAAAUAUCUUUUGCCAAGAGACAUCAUCAGGAAGUGCUGAGGCAGGGCCUGGCGUUCAGCCCCGUGUAUCGGUUCUCCCUGUCCGACGGCACUAUCGUUUCUGCCCAGACAAAGAGCAAGCUCAUCCGUUCUCAGACCACUAGUGAACCUCAGCUUGUCAUCUCCUUGCAUAUGCUUCAAAGAGAGCAGAAUGUCUGCGGAAUGAAUCAGGACUUGCCUGGACAAGGAAUGGGCAAGAUACUGAACCCAAUGAGCUCCAGCAGCCCUGCCCAUCAGGCCAUGUGCAGCGGGAACCCAGGUCAGGAUCUGACCGUCAGUAGCAAUAUAAAUUUUGCCAUAAACGGCCCGAAGGAACAAAUGGGCCUGCCGGCGGGCAGGUUUGGCGGCGCCGGGGGCAUGAACCACGUGGCGAGCAUGCAAGCAUCCACUCCUCAGGGUAGUAACUAUGCACUAAAAAUGAACAGCCCCUCGCAGAGCAGCCCCGGCCUGAGCGCGGGGCAGCCCAACUCCAUGCUGUCCCCACGGCAUCGCGUGAGCCCGGGAGUGGCAGGAAGCCCGCGCAUCCCACCCGGUCAGUUUUCCCCGGCAGGAAGCUUGCAUUCACCUGUGGGAGUUUGCAGCAGCACAGGAAAUAGCCAUAAUUACAGCAACAGCUCCCUGAACGCCCUGCAGGCCCUCAGCGAGGGCCACGGUGUCGCGCUCGGAUCCUCCCUGGCUUCGCCCGACCUCAAAAUGGGAAACGUACAAAAUUCCCCUGUGAAUAUGAACCCUCCCCAGCUGAGCAAGAUGGGGAGCCUGGACUCUAAGGACUGCUUUGGACUUUACGGGGAGCAACCCGAAGGUACAACUGGACAAGCAGAGAGCAGCUGCCACGCGGGGGAGCAGAAGGAGGGCGCCGAGGGCGGCCUGCCGCCCGCRGCGGGCGGCGAGAGGCCCGACGGGCAGAGCAAGCUGCACGACGGCAAAAGCCAGACGAAGCUCUUGCAGUUGCUGACCACCAAAUCGGACCAGAUGGAGCCCUCGCCCUUGUCCGGCACCAUGGGAGACGUGAGCAAGGACCCUGCGGGAGGGCUGCCCGGCUCCGGGUCGGCACACGGAACCUCGCUCAAGGAGAAGCAUAAAAUUUUGCACAGACUAUUGCAGGACAGUAGUUCUCCUGUCGAUCUGGCCAAGCUCACAGCCGAGGCCACGGGCAAAGAACUGAACCAGGAGGCCAGUAGCACAGCUCCUGGUUCAGAGGUGACUGUUAAACAGGAGCCGGCGAGUCCUAAGAAGAAUAAUAAUGCACUACUUCGCUACUUGCUAGAUAAAGAUGAUACUAAAGAGAUUGGUUUACCAGACAUGCCCCCAAAACUGGAGCGGUUGGACAGUAAGACAGACCCUUCCGGUAGCACAAAGUUAAUAACGAUGAGGACGGAAAAAGAAGAGAUAAGCUUUGAGCCUAAUGAACAGCCGGGCAGCGAGCUGGACAACCUGGAGGAGAUCCUGGACGACCUGCAGAACAGCCAGCUGCCGCAGCUCUUCGCGGACGGCCGCGGCGGCGCGCCGGCGGGCUCCGUGGACAAGCAAGCCAUCAUCAACGACCUCAUGCAGCUGGGCAGCGAGGGCAGCCCCGGCGCCCCCGCGCCCGCCCACAAACCGGCCAUGCGGCUUUCACAGAGCACUUUUAAUAACCCCCGAGCAGGGCAACUGGGCAGGUUGUUGCCAAACCAGAAUUUACCACUCGACAUCUCACUGCAGAAUCCAGCGGGCGCCGGAAAUUUCCCCCCCAUAAGAACGAGCAGCCCCUAUUCCGUGAUACCUCAGCCGGGACUCAUGGGCAGGAAUGAGGGGAUGAUAGGAAACCAAGGAACAUUAGGGAACAACAGCACAGGCAUGAUGGGCGGCAGCGGCGCGCGGGCGGCCCCGGCGGCACCCUCGGAGUGGGCGCUGCCCGCGCAGGUCGUCGGCAUGGGGCCAUCCGAGCUGGAGAUGAACCUGGGAGGGCCGCAGUACAGCCAGCAGCAGGCUCCCCCCAACCAGACUGCGCCGUGGCCGGACAGCAUCCUGCCCAUCGAACAGGCGAGCUUCGCUGCCCAGAACAGGCAACCCUUUGGCAGCUCUCCGGAUGAGCUGCUGUGCAAUCAUCCUUCCUCGGAGUCCCCAAGCGACGAGGGCGCCCUCCUGGAUCAGCUCUACAUGGCCCUGAGGAAUUUCGAUGGUCUCGAGGAGAUUGACAGGGCCCUAGGAAUACCCGAACUGGUUAGCCAGAGCCAGGCGGCGGAUGCAGAGCCCUUCUCCGGCGCCGACUCCGGCCUGCUCCUGGAGCAGAAGGCGCCCGUGUUCCCGCAGCCGUACGCGCCGGCGGCGCCGCUGGCGCAGGGCGCCUACGCAGCCCUGCAGGAGCCCGCCUUCCACGCCAUGGCGCAGCGGCCCGGCUACGCGGCACUGCGCGUGCAGCCCCGCGCCGCGCUGCGCCCCGCCGGCAUCGUGCAGAGCCAGCCCAACCAGCUGCGGCUCCAGCUCCAGCACAGGCUCCAGGCGCAGCAGAAUCGGCAGCCACUGAUGAAUCAGAUCAGCAGUGUCUCCAAUAUGAAUCUGUCUUUGAGACCUGGAGUGCCAACUCAGGGCCCCAUCAACGCGCAGAUGCUGGCGCAGCGGCAGCGCGAGAUCCUCAGCCAGCACCUGCGGCAGCGGCAGAUGCAGCAGCAGCAGCAGCAGCAGCAGCAGCAGCAGGUGCAGCAGCGCACGCUCAUGAUGCGAGGGCAGGGCCUGAGCAUGACCCCCAGCAUGGUGGCCGCCGGCGGCAUCCCAGCGACCAUGAGCAACCCGCGCAUCCCGCAGCCCAACGCGCAGCAGUUCCCGUUUCCUCCCAGCUACGGUAUCAGUCAGCAGCCCGACGGCGGCUUCGCGGGGGCCACCACGCCGCAGAGCCCCCUCAUGUCCCCGCGGCUGGCGCACACGCAGAGCCCCAUGAUCCAGCAGUCUCAGGCUAAUCCUGCCUAUCAGUCCUCUACGGAGAUGAACGGGUGGGCGCAAGGGAAUAUGGGUGGAAACAGCAUGUUUUCACAACAGUCCCCACCACAUUUUGGGCAGCAAGCAAGCACCAGCAUGUACAAUAAUAACAUGAACAUCAGUGUGUCCAUGGCAACCAACACAAGUGGUAUGAACAACAUGAACCAGAUGACAGGGCAGAUCAGCAUGACCUCAGCGACCUCUGUGCCUACAUCAGGGUUGUCCUCCAUGGGUCCUGAGCAGGUUAAUGAUCCUGCUAUGAGGGGAGGCAAUCUUUUUCCAAACCAGCUGCCUGGAAUGGAUAUGAUAAAGCAGGACGGAGAUGCAACACGGAAAUACUGCUGACCCCGAGGGCUCUGCUUGCU